Siniperca chuatsi (mandarin fish) is the source of this 4057-nucleotide messenger RNA. Its product is annotated as F-box only protein 40-like. Gene Ontology annotation, cellular component: cytoplasm. Gene Ontology annotation, molecular function: zinc ion binding; protein binding; ubiquitin protein ligase activity. The record is from RefSeq and is a predicted model, not a curated record. Bases 443 to 2590 code for a protein of 715 amino acids. The transcript has 8 exons. NCBI's taxonomy places the organism in Eukaryota, Metazoa, Chordata, Actinopteri, Centrarchiformes, Sinipercidae.
UCUGAUUGGAUGAGAAAGGAAAAACAGUGGAGCCAACUAGGAUGAAAGAAUAAUUAAGGAGAAAGAUGAAGAUUUACAACAUACAUCAAGGUUGUAUAAUACUUAACUUUUAAUUCAACACCGAAGAAUUAUAUCUGGAAAGUCUGUGACUCACCAUAUCUACAGGACUUUGAAUCAGAAGUUUUGUAUCCUGGAAGAAAAAUACAGAAAAUUGACUGAUCCACCGUCACCGGUCGCAUAUUUCAGAUUUUUAUGACUAGGUCAACCAAAGAGUGAAUACCCCCCUGUUUUAUUUGAAGGAUUUUUAGAGGCCUGAAGUGGUUGAAAUCAAUUGUCUGCAGCACCACAAUAUGACUCAGAGGGAAGAAGGUGAGAGAGAUUUCCUGAUGACAGACCUGCAGCUUCAGAUAAAAAAAAAAACUGGUGCCAGAGGAUCUGAAGCAUGAGUCAUCGUUCUCGGGCCUCCAGGGUGCGACAGCAUGUCCACUGUGAUUCCUGCUACAGCCGGCGCUGCAGGGCUCGGGUGGAGGUCUCUGUGUGCUGCGCGGUCAUCCCCUGCCGCCUGCACUGUGGAGCUCUCUUCCACCUGUGCAAAGAGGAGGAUCACCUGCUGCUCUGCCCUAACGUGAGGGUGCCCUGCCUCAACGCUGAGUACGGCUGUCCGGUCCACCUGCCUCGCUCCUCGCAGGCUGCUCACCUCCAGGUGUGUCCGGCCAGCGUGGUGUGUUGCUCCAUGGAGUGGAACCGCUGGCCAGCCAAUGAUUCCCAUUCUUAUCCGAACACAGAGCUGCAUGAAAACCUGCUCAGGGAAAGAGAGCAGGGAGCAUGUCUGGACCUGGCCAUGGCCCUGAAAGAUCAGGACUGCCUGUUUCACUCCAUGAAGAUGAAGAAACUGUUCCCAGAGCUGGUCCAGAGUGUGGAGGAGGAAGAGAAAGAGGAAGAGAGGAGGGAGAAAGAGAGGAGGAAGGAGAAGCAGAAGCAGAGAAAGGCCACCUUGGAGAAGGAGGCAGCAGAAAGGGCAGCUGCAAAGAAAGCCUGGGAGUCUUUUAACAUGUUUGACAUCAAUACUCCUGAUGAAAAAGACAAUGAGGAUGAAGAUGAGGUUGAAGUUGAAUAUGAGCAGGAGCUAACCCAGGAGCAGAGAGAGGCUAUUGCCAGGGGCUCAGGAGUGAAUGCUGAUUUGUUAGAAAACUACAGUGCCUGGGAGCGCAUGUUCAGCAUGGAGAUGGGUGGCUGCAGGGAAACUGAAGGGGCAGCUGUUGCAGGCAAAGGAAAGGAACUGGCUAAAGGGAGAGGAAAAGGCCUGGACACUCUGACAGAGGAAGAUAUAGCAGAUACCUGUAUGGGUGCCACAGCAUCAAACACCUGCAAACAGGUGAGCAGUGCAUGCAUUGCUUCCUCCACAUCCUCCUCCUCCUGUCUCGCUGGAAAUCGGAAGAAGAAAUUUGUGUACGGGCAUGUGGAGCCGAUGAAGAUUAUCACUGUGCGUACCUUUAAGAUCCCAACCAGCUUCUCUGCCAGGCAGGGCCGCAUCCGCAACCCUGGUUUCUACAGGAGGGAGAGUCAAGCUGUGGAUACCAGCGACCUGGGAGUGGCGCUAGAGGAGAUGCCAGUGUGGGAGGAAGUUCAGGCCUCUCUGCUGUGCUCCCUGGAGAAGGAGCAAAGGGGUCACCUGAUUGCAGAGAGCGUGUGCACAGAUGGUCUGUUACAAGAUGAAGGUACACAGACUUACAACUUUCUGUCUGCUCCUUUCCGGAGAAACACGUCGCUGGCUGACUUGACCACUGCAAAACCGCUGGAGCUGCACCUUCAGCUGCAGGUGGAGAGCGUCACCAGCCGACACCACAAGGCAAGCUCCGCUUUUACCUUCCUCUGUGGACACACCUUCCAGCGAGGAGAAUAUGGCAAACAUUACAAGAACAUCCACAGUGACAUCCAGAUGGGUGUGAAUGGAUGGUUCGAGCAGAGAUGUCCCCUGGCGUACCUGGGAUGCACCUACAGCCAGAGGAGGUUUCAGCCCUCCACACAUGAAGCCACCGUCACCUACAACGAGGAUCUGGGCUGCUUUAGCCUGCAUCCCAUCAUCCCUGUCUCUUUGGGUGACGCCUCCCAGCCGUCCAGGAGCACAGCGGACUCCUCCACCCCUCAGAGGAAGAGAGGAGGGGAGUACUCUCUGAGCUCGCUGCCCUACGAGGUGCUGUGCCACAUGGCCAGUUUCCUGGACAGUCUGUCCCUGUCCCAGCUGGCUCUGGUGUCCCGGCUCAUGAGGCAGGUGUGCUCCUCUCUGCUGCAGGAGAGAGGGAUGGUCACCCUCCGCUGGGAGAGGAAGACCUACUCACAUGGGGGAGCCAAGUGGACGGUGAAGCAGAGGGUGUGGCAGUUCAGCACCUUGUUCUCUCCUGUGGACACUUGGUGCUUCCAAGACGUGCCGUCUAUCUCCGAGCAUCUAAAGGUGUGUCCCUGCUAUGAGAGAGAGUCCAGGACAGAGAAGAUUCACCUGCCGCGUAUCAAAGAGGAAGUCCAAACCAAAACAAGCUGUAAUGGUCCCACUCUGGUUAACUUGUUUCAGCAGAAGAGGAUCAUGAUGUAGUGUAAAGCACUGACUUGCUACUGUAUGCUGCUCUAAUCUGUUGUUAUAAAACACGUAGCAUGUUGUCCCCUCUUUUUCUCUCUCCUCAUAUUCCCUGCCGCUGCUGUCCACCGUCAUUUAAAAAUAAAGGAGACAAAUGCCAUUAAAAAUAAGAAGAACUUGAGUUGUAAUUAAGGCUUUAAUCUUAGAGUUAUGACUUUAAAAGCACACAAGUCAAAAUCUAACUUUAUUAAUGAAAAAUGUCAGAAUGGCAUUUAAGUUAAGUAUGUCUGAAAUAAAUUCAGUAAAGAAAUAAAGGUAAUCAGGAAGCCACAUCUGAUGUUUUGCUUCAGAUGAUUCUAUUGCAAUGACAAAUGUGUGGUUGUAGAAUGGAAAAAUGUCACACUUUCAGUCAGGAGCCAUCUUGCUUCACAGACCACUCUUCUAAUAACUUAUACAGUGCAUCUAUACAUUUGAAGUGCAGUUACUAAUUGUCAUUGUAAACACUGAAUAUACAUUUUUGGAAAAACACAAUGUGAAUACUUGAGCAGUUGUACAAUAAUGUCCCUUCGACAAAUAGCUUAUUAUUUCACAAAACAGUGAAGUUAUGAAAUUUAACUGACAGUAUGUUAUGUAAUUGUCAGUGUUACAAUGAAAAUUUGUGUAAUUUGCCAAAUUAUCUUGUAGAUAAACAGCUUAGAUGGUAUAUCGGAGCUGCCCUUGUGUGAUGGUAACUUUUUCUUAAUCUUUGCUUUUGAUUAUAAUGACAACCAAUACAAGUUACAAUCAAACACUUUAAGUUACUGAGACGGUAUGGAAAAAUAUUUUCUGUGCAUCAAAAAAUCCAAACCAUCAAUUAAUUCAUUUCAAAUUCUGUCACAGAUUGUAUUGGACACCAAAGAAACACUUCCUCAUUAAAUUAUCUGCAAAUCCCCACUGUAGUUUUUGUCCCUACCAACAAAAGGGAACAUUCAUGCAUAUGGUCUGGGAAUGUGAGAAGGUUUAUGAGUUUUGGGAAACGAUCUCAUCAAUAAUGUCUGAUAUGAUAGGAAAAGAGAUACCAGUGCAACCAGUUGUGCUCCUUCUAAACGAUGACUCCAAUUUAGGUUUCACAGAGCUACAAAGAAAGAUUUGGCUGGCAGGACUAACCUCUGCCAAAAAGAUAAUUGCGCAAAGAUGGCUCCCUCCCAAUACUUUAUCUGUGCGACAUUGGCUAUUUCAGUUUCAUGAUAUACUAAUGUUAGAACUAGGCGAGAGCCUCAACUCUUGAGGCUUGGGAAUCUGUGGCAGAAAAGCUUCAAGAUGGUAGAAUCUAAUUUUGUGAUAUGAUUGGACUCUCAAACCUCUGUUGAUCUUUAUGUUUUAUUUUAUGUUAGUUUCUCAUAUUGCAGACUGUAUCUGUUUUGUUUUAUUAUUGUUAUUUUUAUUUUAUUUUAUUUCGCAGGUGUAUAUGUGACUGUUAUUUUGCUUUGAUUGACCGCUGGAGUG